GCCACCCGUGAUGGAAGGCGGUGAAGGCUCUCGGGAAUCUAUAAGGACACGCCGGGGUGCAAAACUGCUGCCUCUCGUCUCGUCGAUUGUCUAGCAUGGCCGAAGACAAACCGAUUCGCAUCUUUUUCAUCAGCUUCGCGAUUGAGACGCUAUUACUGGGCUUGUUUUUGUCAACCGCUUUUCUCUCGCUGUACUUUAUGGUGCAAAGGCGGAAGCGCAAUGCAUCUCUUGACAAGUGGGUCUUUGGGGGAGUCUGCGCGCUCAUUGCCAGCGUUACUGCGCAUUGGGCUGUAGGCUUUGCGCGACUUUUUGGGGCUUUUUUCUCGCCUGGCAUCACCGACGCGGAUUAUUACAUCACAGAUUUUUACGAGCCGACGUAUGUCACCAAGUCAGCCUUGUUGUACCUGACUCUUUCCGUCGCCGCUACGCUGCUCAUCUACCGCCUCCAUAUGAUAUGGCGUGACCAAGUGAUGGUGCUUUUCCUGCCCAUUGUGCUGCUCCUUGUGUCCGCCGCCGCAGAGGUGUUCGAAAUAUAUCUACAUUUCGACUCAGAGCGCCCUACGGAUAGCAUCUACAAGCCACCCUUUUCGAAAUGGAUCUUCGCAAUUUUCGCUAUGGACAUGUCGUAGGUGAACCCUUGAGACUGAGACAACAACAUGUCAACUCUGACGCCAGUCCUCUCCAGAUUGAACGCUUAUUGCACACUGAUGAUCUCCUGGCGCAUCUGGAAAUCCUUCCAUGCUGGUGUCGGUUCGGGUGGCCCAAAACU
This is a messenger RNA of Schizophyllum commune H4-8, 769 nucleotides long. RefSeq lists its product as uncharacterized. The record is from RefSeq and is a predicted model, not a curated record. Lineage: Eukaryota; Fungi; Basidiomycota; Agaricomycetes; Agaricales; Schizophyllaceae. The transcript is spliced from 7 exons. Bases 96 to 629 code for a protein of 177 amino acids.